Molecule: messenger RNA, 2596 nt
Organism: Xyrauchen texanus (razorback sucker)
Lineage: Eukaryota; Metazoa; Chordata; Actinopteri; Cypriniformes; Catostomidae
Product: ADP-ribosylation factor GTPase-activating protein 3-like
Exons: 16
Coding region: 75-1595 (506 amino acids)
Biological process (GO): COPI coating of Golgi vesicle
Molecular function (GO): GTPase activator activity
Source: RefSeq, a predicted model, not a curated record
CUGUCAGGAAGUGCGCAUAUAAUCUGUGUUUGACCACUUUCAUCGUUCUGAGAGACUUUGCAACAGGUGGAAACAUGACAGAACCAUCCAAACACGACAUCAUUGCCGUUUUCAAGCGUUUGCGCUCAAUCCCAACAAACAAGGCGUGUUUCGACUGUUCGGCGAAGAACCCGAGUUGGGCGAGCAUCACAUACGGUGUGUUUUUAUGUAUUGACUGUUCCGGGACACACAGAUCUCUGGGAGUUCACCUGUCCUUCAUCAGGUCGACUGAACUGGACUCAAACUGGUCGUGGUUUCAGUUGCGCUGUAUGCAGGUGGGCGGUAAUGCCAGUGCGAGGGCGUUUUUCAGUCAGCAUGGAUGCAUCGCCAACGCAGCGAACACCAAAUACAACAGCAGAGCGGCAGUGCUGUACAGAGACAAGGUCAAGAGCCUGGCUUCACAUGCCACCAGACAACACGGCACAGAGUUAUGGUUGGACAGUCAGGCUCCUCUGUCGCCCACAUCACCCCUCGACAAACAGCUGGAUUUCUUCACUCAACACACACAGACUGCACAGAAUGAAGAAAUGACUUUUCAAUUGGACAUUAACCAAUCACUGGAAUCAGUUCAGGCUAAAAAUAAUACUGCAAGUGAAGGUCAAGAGGGUCCUAGUGUCGAUCAGCUCAGUGUGUCACCUAAAACAGCCGCAGAGCCGUCCUCUCUUCUGAAGAAGAAACCGACUGCAGGAAAGAGAAGUACGGGUGGUAGAAAAGGCGGUCUGGGCGCUCAGAAGGUGAGCAGUGCCAGUUUCUCCGCACAGCACAAGAGAGCUCAAGCAGAGGAGAAGAGCACUGAAGACUUCACAGUGCCUUCUCUGAGUGUGUCGUAUGAGAGUCUGGAGCUGCAGCGGAAGAGAGACGAGCAGCAGAUGAACUGUCUGCAGGGGAAUAAGAAGGAGCAGGCGGAGCGGCUGGGAAUGGGCUUCGGCGGACGCAGUGGAAUGUCUCACUCCGUGAUGGAGGACAUGCAGACCAUAAAACAGGAAACUCCAUCUGCUGCCGUUUCCUCCCCAAGCAGCAGAACGUAUGAGGAUGAUGAUGAUACACGCUUCUCCUCCAGGUUUCUGGAUGAAGCACCAGGUUCAUCAGAUCAGUUUUUCUCUCAGUGGACGAAAACAAAAACAAAAAUUCAAGAAACGAUGAAAGCCGAGUCAGACUUCUACAUGGAGACGAAGAUCCCAUCAGCAGACGAGAGGGCGACAGCGAGGAGGAAUGCUGACCCCGGGCAUCAGUCCGUGUCAGAUGACGCUCGCAGGAAGUUUGGUGACAUUAAAGCCAUCUCCUCAGACAUGUACUUCAACAAGCAAGACCGCUCUGAGUAUGAAGUUCAAACUCGACUGGAGAAUUUCUCAGGAAGUUCUGCGAUCAGUUCAGCUGAUCUGUUUGAAGUGCAGAAGAAACCAACAUCGCCCAGUGGUUCGUACAGGUUGAGUAACGUGCUGCCCAAUGUUCCUGACAUGAUGCAGUUUAAGAGCGGCGUGAGAUCUGUGGCAGGAAAACUGUCGGUCAUGGCCAGUGGAGUCGUGACGUCUAUACAGGAUCGUUACAGUACAUGAGCUGUUGAAGGAUCUACAUCACAAACACUACAGCAAAAGAAGUGAUGAAUGUAGUUAUAAUUGCAUUACAAACAUUGAAUGCACAUAUGCAGCUUUACUGCAGCAGCUGGUUUACAUAUGAACUAUAUUCCGCUAAACUCUGCUGUGCAAUCGUUCAGUUGAUUAUUAUAUGAUUUCUUAUGAAUUCAUUGCUUUGGCACUUUUGGUUAUUUGGGCUUUUAGGUCACUAUAUUUUCUGCUGUAUUUAUCAGAAUGAUUUACUCUGAUGUGGUUGUUUGUGUUUUGUUGGUAAUUAUAUAAGAUGUGGUUGUUUGUGUUUUGUUGGUAAUUAUAUAAGAUGGACUAAAAUGGAUCAAAUGGCAUUAAUUUAGCUUUUCCUUCACUUGAAGACCAAAAUUGUCUCAUUAUUUGAAGUCAAAUGUUUGCAUUUGUUUACAUUAUUUUUCAAAGUGUCCCAUUUCAGCCACAGCAUAUCAUAAGAUAAUUGUAAGUGCAAUUGUAAUGAAAAAUAAUACACUACAUUUCUGAUUGUUGAAAGUCAUGCAAACACAAAAGAAAAUGUUAUAUUUUCAUAUGGUCAUGUAUAGAGGGGUAUAUUGUUGUUAUAUACUUCCAAUCAGUGGGCUUUAGUUUUAUAAUAAACUGAAGAGAUUCUGGGUCACUUGUGUGAAUGUUGUGUACAGGGGUUUACUGAACGCGAGUGCAGGUCUGUCGUGUGCACUAAAGAGUGCAGGUCUGUCGUGUGCACUAAAGAGUACAGUUCUUGUCAAAGGAAACGCAAGUGCUUAUCUGGGAUCAGUGACCGUGAUUUAAGUCACUUUUGACAUGAAAAAUCUGGCAGGAAAUCAUUUGCAGAAGUAUGGUCAUUUUGUUACUUUGUGUGACUUUUGUUUUUACAUUUAUAAAAAUGUAUAAAGGGUCAGAAUUAUCUUGGCUACUGAUUUAUUUAGUAAACUUGUUUAAUUCCAUAAAAUAAAUCAAUAAAGAACUGACUUAAGUAA